Molecule: messenger RNA, 1960 nt
Organism: Gracilinanus agilis (Agile Gracile Mouse Opossum)
Lineage: Eukaryota; Metazoa; Chordata; Mammalia; Didelphimorphia; Didelphidae
Gene: GTPBP8
Product: GTP binding protein 8 (putative)
Exons: 6
Coding region: 1-867 (288 amino acids)
Cellular component (GO): mitochondrion
Molecular function (GO): GTP binding
Source: RefSeq, a predicted model, not a curated record
AUGGGCCCGUUGGGGCUGUCCACAGCGCUGGCGGGGAUAGUCCCACGGCGGGUAGUGGGGAUGCGAGCGUACAGCGGACCGGUAGCCGUGUCCCACGUGCUGCGCCUCCCCGAGAGGCAGCAGAAAGGGUUGGUGUUUCCAUUGCAGGAGUUGGAACGCUGCUUGGUCCACGGAGCGAGCGCUAAGCUGCACGUGAGGACGUUUGACCCGAGCCUGGAGGACAUCGCGAGAGCCGAGCUUGCCUUCUGCCCUUCCCCCAAACAUCGGAUUGACUAUGUCAGUAGCGCCGUGCGCCUCGACCACGCCCCCUCCUCCUCCAGCCCAGAGAUCUGCUUUAUAGGAAGAAGCAACGUUGGAAAAUCAUCCCUAAUAAAAGCUUUGUUUUCUCUGGCCCCUGAAGUUGAAGUCAGAGUUUCAAAAAAGCCGGGACACACAAAGAAAAUGAACUUUUUCAAAGUUGGAAAAUAUUUUACUUUGGUGGACAUGCCAGGUUAUGGUUUCAAAGCACCUAAAGAUUUUGUUGACAUGGUAGAGGCUUAUCUGAAAGAACGGCCAAAUUUGACUAGAACAUUUUUGUUGGUGGAUAGUGUUGUCGGAAUUCAGAAAGCAGACAGUAUUGCUAUAGAAAUGUGUGAAGAAUUUGCAGUACCUUAUGUGAUGGUAUUAACAAAAAUUGACAAAGCUUCCAAAGGUCAUCUUGCAAAGCAAGUUCUGCAGAUCCAAGAGUUUGUUGACACUCAAACCCAGGGAUGCUUUCCUCAGCUGUUUCCUGUCAGUUCUGUGACGUACUCUGGAAUCCAUCUGUUGAGGUGUUUUAUGGCCUAUGUAACAGGAAACUGUCACAUCCAGGGCAGACAGCUCAGCUAAAAAUAUAAAGGCUGGCUAUGUCGGCCAGGACAUCAGCAUUGUUUUAAAUGUUGUCUAUCUCUAACUUGGAAGGAGGACCCUUUGCAUCUUCCCAAAGUAAUCUCUGCUUCAGUUUCAAAACCUAAGAAGUAAUUAUAAUGGAUCUAAUUUUCCUAUUCAAUUCAGAAUGAAUAUUUUGAAUAUUUUUUUUAACAAGUUGAAACUUUAACUUGUUUUCUCGUGGAUCAACAUUCCUUGUCAUUAGAAUUUAAAGCACUGGUUUAAGCUGACAAGAAAGACUUUCAGAUAAUAGGACCUCCCUCCAGGUAUUGGGAUUCCUCCUUCCCUUCUCACCAUCACUCAUCACUCCCCUUCCAACUCCCCUUUUUACUUCCCCAGAAUUUACACCCUUGUGAACAACUUCACAUCUCCAUGGUUGAUGUGGUCAAGACUUCCCCAAUACCAAACAUAGAAGAACAGGCAACAAACCUGCAACCCAUGGGUGUGGGUAGAGGCUGGAGAAUGUGGAAAUCUCAAAGUGUGUGGAGUACAUCCUUUGAGAACCCAAUGGAUUUGUCCUAUUUGCUUAAAAUAAAUUUUCAUUGUAUACUAUACUUAGAAAUACUAUAUAUGUUCCCCUUAAGGAGAGUACCUAUGGUUUCCCCAGAUAUGGGAAUCUGGCAUGUCAAAGCCCACCAGAGAUUCACACAAGCAGACCUUGAAGUCAUAAAAAAGAGUACCCCAAAAUUUAAGGAAGAGCCCAUGGGGGUCAUGAAAUAGUUUAGGCAAAUAGUCAGAAUCUUUGACUCCUCGUACUUGGAUUUUGAUAUUCUUAUGAACGAAGUUUUGACUAAACUGGAGAAACACCAGAUAAUUGAGGAGACUAAUAAGAACCCAAGACUUCCUAGCUGGCUGGAAUGAGACCCAGAUUGGGAACCCAACUCCAUUGCAUCUUACAGAGAACUUUGCACAGCCAGGGAGGCCAUUAUAGAGACCAUGAGCCUGAAUUCUAAGUGCCAGGGGACUUGGUCUAAGUUUUGAACAAUUGAGGCAGGAGGUGGGAGAGACCCCGUUGAGUUUUCUGUACCGUGUCAUAGAAUCUGCAGAAAAAUAG